Messenger RNA from Exophiala oligosperma, 1223 nucleotides. RefSeq lists its product as uncharacterized. Lineage: Eukaryota; Fungi; Ascomycota; Eurotiomycetes; Chaetothyriales; Herpotrichiellaceae. The record is from RefSeq and is a predicted model, not a curated record. Gene Ontology annotation, cellular component: THO complex part of transcription export complex. The transcript is spliced from 2 exons. The coding region runs from base 134 to 1120 and encodes 328 amino acids. Gene Ontology annotation, biological process: mRNA processing.
CAUAACUGCGGCCUCAGCCUCGUCCCAAGCACUAAAUCCGUCUCCCCUCGUAUUGUAUUUCGCCCAAAGUUUGUUUUUCAACAUUCCAUGCUCCGUUACUGACCAUUGCGACCGGCAACACGAUCAAAACACAAUGGCGACAUUUACUCUCCUCGACCAAGCUGAAGAAGAUAAACUCCACGCAUCCAGACUUCUCGGUAUCGAAGAACGACCUUUCAAGCGUCUGACGAAACGACUUCUGGCGCCCACGACACCCCUCCAUGCCUUUCUUGCUAGAGAAAGUGCAGGGCCGGAAUCGAAAGAGCCGUCGGAGAAUGUAGAGGGACAAACAACGACCGCCGCUCAACAUGAACAAUUCCUCAAGGACAUCCAGCGGUUCCGCGAAGAUGUGAUUCUAGACUUUGCGGCGUUCGACAGCAGCAUCGCGCGGAUCCAAUUCCUCCGAGCCGCCAACGAACGGGAACGAGAGCGGUACGUCGCGGAAAAGGCCAAGAUCGAGAGGACGGCGGAGGAGGUGAGGGACAACACGUCGACGCUCCGGGUGCAGCUGGACGAAGCGCAAAAGACCCUGGCCGUACGAAAGACCUACGACGUGCUGGCGGACAAGAUCACGAAGAACGCGGCGCUGAAGCCGCGCGACGAGCAGCACGUCAACGUCGAAAAGCUCAAGGCCGAGAUCGAGGAACUGGAGCGCGAGAGCCAAGACCACCUGCAGGCGUGGGUGGAAAGGAGGGAGCAGCUGGAGAAGGUCGUCGGUGAAGGGAUGAAGUUGCGCAGGAUCGUACGGGACGAGAAAGAGCCCGAGAAGGACGAAGAAGGUGGCGGCGCAGGAGAUCGGGAGCGAGAAGGUGGUGAAGAAGACGACGACGACGAGAACAUGCUGGGUGUGGUGGGUCGACGAGACGGCAUGUCCAACGCUGGAACGCCGCGGCCCGGUGAUGCCUCGACACCACUCAUGGACCUGCGCGGGAGCAAUGCCAUGACGCCGACGACCUUGCCCGAAGGAUCUGGACGGACACCGAAGCCCGUGGAUGAGGAUGUCGAAAUGGACGCUGGUGCUGUCGAAGCAGGUGAAGUUGCAGGUGAAGCACGGGUGGGCGAUGAUAUGGAUACCACGUAAUUUUACAGCUAAAAGGGACAUGUAAAUCUCUCUCAUUGAGAGUCCAUUGUAUAAGAUCGACCACACCAUUUGGUGAAUCAUUAGCGAGCUAUGUUCACGUAGG